Molecule: messenger RNA, 297 nt
Organism: Gongylonema pulchrum
Lineage: Eukaryota; Metazoa; Nematoda; Chromadorea; Rhabditida; Gongylonematidae
Source: the annotation of a GenBank genome assembly
AAAAAUUUAUACAAGAAGGAAGAAGUGUAUGAUUUGUUAAAGAAUGGCAACGGCGACUCAUUUUCACAGCAUUUAUCGGAAUUAUUCGCAAAUGGCCAAAUUGAUUUGUGUUUACAAUUGAUCUCACAAUUAUCAGUGGAGUGCUUGGACUACGAAAUCAAUGAAAUUUUAUUAACACAUCUCAAAAAACAGUUCAUCAUCAUGGGUUAUACAACUGUCUGUAAUUAUGUUGAGAAGUGGACUGAAUGUAUUUUUCAAAGUGCUUCUGGAAACAGGUUAAUUUUUUUCCCUUCGUGA